AUGUAUAUAGAAAGAAUGUUGACUAUAAAACGGGUGCCAACAGUGGUCUCUAAUUAUCAAGAGAAUGCUUCAUCUGAGGACCUGGAAAGCAAGGCUGGAGGAUGUGGCCGCAAUUGCCUUGGAAAGUGCUGCUUGCCUGUUUCCAAGCUACCUAUCUAUGCAUUCAAGAAUUUGGAGCACGAGAUGGUUGAGAAUGGCAUGGACUUGUCUUGUGGAAAAGGACCUCCAAUGUCCUUUUUGAAUAAUUUGUUGCUGGGACAGUGGGAGGAGCGCAUGAGUAGGGGCCUUUUUAGGUAUGAUGUGACCACCUGUGAGACAAAGGUCAUUCCAGGCACAUAUGGUUUUAUUGCACAGCUAAACGAGGGGCGCCACCUUAAGAAACGAGCAACUGAAUUUCGUGUUGAUCAGGUUCUUCAGACAUUUGAUGAUAACAAGUUCAACUUUACAAAAGUGGGCCAAGAGGAAGUCCUCUUCAGGUUUGAACCAAGCAAUGACAAUGAGAUGCAUUUCUUCCUCAGUUCAGCAGUUGAUGCUGCUUCUGUCUCACCCAGUGUUGUUGCCAUCAAUGUGAGUCCUAUUGAGUAUGGGCAUGUGCUUCUGAUACCUCGUGUUCUUGAUUGCUUCCCGCAGAGGAUUGAUCAUGAAAGUUUCUUGCUUGCCCUUCACUUAGCUAGAGAAACAGCAGAUCCCGCCUUCCGAGUGGGUUAUAAUAGCUUGGGUGCAUUUGCCACCAUCAAUCACCUCCACUUCCAGGCAUAUUACUUGUCACUUCCAUUACCAAUAGAGAAAGCAUCAACUUGCAGAUUAAUGACCAGCAAGGGACCAACUAAUACUGGUGUGAUGGUAUCUAAGUUACUGGAUUAUCCUGUGUCUGGUCUUGUUUUUGAGGGUGGAUGCACGUUGCGCGAUUUAUCUGAUGCAGUUUCCGAUUCCUGUGUUUUCCUCCAAAAUAAUAAUAUUCCUUUCAACGUACUGAUAGCUGAUUGUGGCAGAAGAAUAUUUUUGCUACCUCAGUGUUAUGCCAAGAAACAAGCACUCGGAGAAGUAGGACAGGAGCUUCUGGACACUCAAGUGAAUCCCGCUGUUUGGGAAAUCAGUGGACACAUAGUGCUUAAGAGAAGAAAGGAUUACGAUGAAGCAUCUGAACAAUAUGUUUGGAGACUUCUUUCUGAGGUUUCUCUAUCAGAAAAGAGGUUUCAGGAGGUGACACACUUUAUUGCUGAGGCGGCUGGUUUCUCGCAAGUAGAAGUUGACAUCAACGCAAACCAUCAGCGUGGUGUGCCACGAGCCACUUCACAUCUUCAUAAAGAUUGUCUCAUGCAGCAUUGA
This is a messenger RNA of Fraxinus pennsylvanica, 1329 nucleotides long. Lineage: Eukaryota; Viridiplantae; Streptophyta; Magnoliopsida; Lamiales; Oleaceae. The record is from the annotation of a GenBank genome assembly.